Messenger RNA from Trichomonas vaginalis G3, 387 nucleotides. RefSeq lists its product as uncharacterized. The record is from RefSeq and is a predicted model, not a curated record. Lineage: Eukaryota; Parabasalia; Trichomonadida; Trichomonadidae. The transcript has a single exon. The coding region runs from base 1 to 387 and encodes 128 amino acids.
AUGGGAAGAAGAAAGUAUGACUUUGACUCUUCCGAUUAUGAUUCUGAUGAGGAUAGGAAAAAGAGAACGAAAAGAGGUGAUGGAACUGAAGCUGCAAGAGUAAAGAAAAGGCUUGCAGACUUUGAUUCUGAAAAUUCUGAAGCAUGGAAAGUCAUCAGUCAAAUGUUUGGUCCAGGUGUAACACAUAGCGAACUCAAAAGUAUUGCACAAAUUAUAUGUGAGCAUACAACAAAUCCGAAAAUUAGGCUUGAUAGAGAUGCUUCCCGAGAUAACCGUGUUUUACUCAAGUGGUUCACUGAAAAUUGGAGUGUGAUAGAACCACACCUGCAAAAUAUUACUUUACGUGAUUCUGAAUAUAAAAUUUUAUCCGGCAAAGAAACCAACUAG